AGUGAAUAUAUCGGGCCUUUUUUCUUCCUCGUACUCGCAUCGAUCAAUUGAGCCACCAACGUCCUCUGAUCGGGAAUGAAGUUUAUCAAGCCCCAAUCAAAUCUUCCUCUUUAGCUCUUUUGUGUUAGCUCGUAUCAACCAACAGGUGAGGUGAUCGUUGGGGAUUUGAGUUAACAUCCGAUUAUUUGAUCAUCCAACAGGUGCAGCAGGGUGAAUGUGAUGAUGGUGGACGGCCUAGAAGCUCGUAUAGCGAUGGGUAUGUGUAUAGGUGUUCAUAAUUCGACUACUCUUCGCUCAGCUCCCUCUUUCAGGCGCACGAAGCUCCGAGCCAAACCUAGUGCUGCCCUUAUUGCUUCUUCUUCUCGGACAGAAGGUCGAACAGUUGGUGGGCUGCUGUUGCAACCAAAGCAUGACCUAAACGAAGUAAAGGGAGAUGAUGAUACUGUUAAUAAUAUCAUCAUCAAGAAGAAGAAAAGGGUGUUCUUUUUGGAUGUAAACCCAAUCUGUUAUGAUGGUAGCACCCCGAGUUUACACUCUUUUGCUCACUGGAUUUCCCUUUUCUUCUCCGAAGUCAGCCUUACAGACCCUGUUAUUGCCAGAAGUAGAAGAAGUGCACUGGAAUCUUCAGUUGAUUGCUAUGCUGCUGUUAUUGAUGGAGAAGGAGCUCACGAAUAUAGGAAACAAAUGUUACCUUCAUAUAAAGUACACAGAAGAAAAUUUUCACCAUAUCAACUAAUUUCAGAUACCCUUACAAAAUGUAAUGUGCCGGUUGUGCAGCUUCGUGGUGAAGAAGCAGAUGAUGUUGUUGUUACACUUGUUGAACAAGUUUUGGAGAUGGGAUACCGUUUUGGAGAUGGUUCAUUAGAAAAUCUACUUAAUGAUGGAUGUUAACAUUAGGAUACAGGAAGAGUGGUUGCAUAAGAGACACAAACAGAAUGAUUCAGAAAUUAUAUCAAGCUUCCUUGAUUUAUUGGGGGAAACUUGUAGUUCUAAAGCUCUCUGGAUUCAUAUCUAGCCCUUGUGAAACUUUCUCUGUGAAGUCUCUUGGAGUCCCUGUUCACCAUGAUGUAUAUCAGAUUAGAGCAUCCCAUAUACCACCUAGAAAACUGGUUUAUUGACACAUCAAAGCACAAGGAAUUAAAGCCAAGAUAGCCAUUAAAUGGGGAAAGCCUCAUUUCCUUUACUUUCUGUAUUAAGU
Molecule: messenger RNA, 1198 nt
Organism: Lactuca virosa
Lineage: Eukaryota; Viridiplantae; Streptophyta; Magnoliopsida; Asterales; Asteraceae
Source: the annotation of a GenBank genome assembly